CCGGAACCCGCAUUCCCCCGGCGCCCGCGCCGCGGGUUCGCUCAAGGCGCCCCCGUUUCCCCCGGAGCCGCCGCGGAGGCCCCCGAGGGGCGCGGGCGCUGCCGCCGAUGGCGGGGAAGAGGCCGCGGGACGCGGGCCGCCAGCGCCGGCUGCUGGGGCUGCUGGUGGCCGUGGCCGCCGCGCACCUGGCCGCCUGCCCCUACACCAAGGUGGAGGAGAGCUUCAGCCUGCAGGCGGCGCACGACCUGCUCUACCACCGGCUGGACCUGCAGCAGUACGACCACCUGGAGUUCCCAGGCGUGGUGCCCCGGACCUUCCUGGGGCCGCUGGUCCUCGCCGCGCUGUCCAGCCCCGCGGUGUGCGUGCUCUCUCUGCUGGGCUCGUCCAAGUUCUACUCUCAGCUGGCAGUCAGAGCCGUCCUUGGACUCGGGGUGAUGUUUGGACUCUGGACUUGGCAGAAGGAAGUGCGGCGGCACUUCGGGGCCACGGCGGCCUCCCUGUUCUGCUGGAUGACGGCCUCGCAGUUCCACCUGAUGUUCUACUGCACGCGGACGCUGCCCAACGUGCUGGCGCUGCCCGUGGUGCUGCUGGCCCUGGCGGCCUGGCUGCAGCAGCGCUGGGCACGCUUCAUCCGGCUCUCGGCGCUCGCCAUCCUGGUCUUCCGGGCCGAGCUGAGCCUGCUCCUGGGCCUCGUGCUGCUGCUGCUGCUCUGCACCCGGCGGCUGUCCGUGGCCAGGGCCCUGCGCCACGCCGUGCCCGCCGGCCUGCUCUGCCUCGGACUGACGGUGGCUGUGGACUCCUGGUUUUGGCGCUACCUCGUGUGGCCUGAAGGCACCGUGCUCUGGUACAACACCGUCCAGAACAAGAGCUCCAACUGGGGCACCUCCCCGCUGCUGUGGUACUUCUACUCGGCUCUGCCACGGGGCCUGGGCAGCAGCCUGCUGUUCGUGCCGCUGGGCCUCGUGGACAGGAGGGCCUGGGCGCUGCUCCUGCCGGCUCUGGGCUUCGUGGCCCUGUACUCGCUGCUCCCCCACAAGGAGCUGCGCUUCAUCAUCUACACCUUCCCCCUGCUGAACGCCGUGGCCGCCCGGGGCUGCGCCCGCCUGCUGAACAACGGCAGGAAGUCCUGGCUGCACCGCGCAGGCUCCCUCCUGGUGCUGGGGCACCUGGUGCUGAACGCCGCCCACUCGGCCACGGCCCUGUACGUGUCCCACUUCAACUACCCCGGCGGCCGGGCCAUGCAGCGGCUGCAUGAGCUGGUGCCGCCCCAGACAGACGUCGUCCUGCACAUCGACGUGGCUGCUGCCCAGACGGGUGUGUCCCGGUUCUUGGAGGUCAACGGCGGCUGGAGAUACGAGAAGAGGGAGGACGUGCAGCCCGGGUCGGAGCACAUGCUGGCCUACACGCACCUGCUCAUGGAGGCGGCCCCGGGGCACCUGGCCCUCUACCGGGACACACACCGGGUGCUGGCCAGCGUCGUGGGCACCACGGGGGUCAGUCUGAACCUGACCGCGCUGCCUCCCUUCAGCGUCAACCUGCAGACAAAGCUGGUGCUUCUGGAGAGACGGCGCGGGCCCUCCUGAGGGAACGCCCAGCGGCCGACAGGAACAGCACAGGCACAGCCUCACGUGCACCGUGCCUCCUACACGGGCCCGAAGCCACCCGCCACCCGCCACCCGAGGAGGGCCCCACGUGGGCCCUGCACACGGAGCGGUGGCCAAGCUGCUGGCUGCCCUGGAAGCCGCUUUGGGGCCUGGCACCUAACAGGAGCAGCCGGGGGAAGGUUGCGUGUCUGGCUGUGACGUCGGAGCCUCUGCACCUGCUGGAUGGAGUGCCCCCUUAAUCCCACCCUCCCAGGGACAGUUCCAUGCGAGGAUAUUUCAGACAUACACGUUCAAGGAGAAUGAGAAUUAAAGUUUGUACAUCUUCCUCUUAGCA
Molecule: messenger RNA, 1938 nt
Organism: Pipistrellus kuhlii (Kuhl's pipistrelle)
Lineage: Eukaryota; Metazoa; Chordata; Mammalia; Chiroptera; Vespertilionidae
Gene: ALG12
Product: ALG12 alpha-1,6-mannosyltransferase
Exons: 9
Coding region: 108-1583 (491 amino acids)
Biological process (GO): protein N-linked glycosylation
Cellular component (GO): endoplasmic reticulum membrane
Molecular function (GO): alpha-1,6-mannosyltransferase activity
Source: RefSeq, a predicted model, not a curated record